CGUUCGGCCAGGCCCUGAAAAGUCAAGAGUCCCAUCACGUUGACAAUUCGGUAUCCAAAUCGGGUUUAGCGGCUGAUCCGCUCGGUGUUCGAAUUUCGAAGGUUGAGUGACAGGCCUCCGUCAUUCCGUCCCAAUUGGCACAAGCACAAGUGGCCUUCCCGCUUCGCCCACCCAUAGAAGAAGGCUGAGUCUCUUAAGUUAAGUUAAAGCUUCAACUAAGACUUGCCGCCAUGCGACAGCGGACCACAUUCAUCCACAGGCCGGGUGAUGCCGUCGACCCGGCUCUUCUCCAGAUCUCCGCUGAUAGUCUUAGCGGACCUGUUAUCAAGGCAGCAAGAGAGGACCGGCUUACCCUUGCACUAGACGACUUGCCCAGCGAAUUGCAGACUCUAUUAAGGGACACACGCAAACUGCAUAUCAGAUGGGCCAGUUCACGUCUGUCCGAAUCAGUGAGCCCGUUGUUUUCGACGCUGCCGCCCGGAUUCCACCUAUUCUACUCUCCGCUGUCUAGCACGGGAAAAGACACCCAGACGCUUUGCGAGGCACUUAGUACGGCUUUUGGCGAUGUGGACUGCUCAUCACCAGAGGAGUCCUUCACAACCCUCCCUCAUGAACGCUCUUCGCGUUCAACCACCUUCCAGUACUUCCAGCCGCUAGAAAGCGUCUCUAAGUUUGCUCGCUAUGCCGUGAAGACGGCCUGCUCAGCGGCGGAUGAAUCUUGUGCUGCUCAAGUUGAGCGUCUCAGCAAAGCAUCGUCACUGGACAUCUCCUACGAUGCUAUCGUUGGGGACUUGAAGAUCACGGCCCGUUGGCCCUACCAAGCCCAAACCCUUCGCGUUCCAACGCAGCAGUACAGAACAGAGGUUGGCAUAUUAGCCGAAGACAAACCCCCGAACCUAGAGCCUCAGGAGCUUGGCUUAUCCGGUCUCCUUACUGUCCUUGGCCAGGACUCGGCCCCCUCGCCGACCCUGUUUUCCUUCCCGUCACGGCAUAGACAUGCCGAAGGGUCCUUUUCUGCCAAGUUCCUCAGUCCGACGGGCAUGCACCCAACCUUGCAGAUAACGCUCGAAUCCACUGAGCAACCCUCGAAGGAUUCGACUUGCUCACCGUACGCAUACUUGACCUUGCCUCGGAGCAUCUUCCCGGACAAGUAUCAGCUGGCGGAUGAUCUCCUUCUGGCUUCGAAGAACCUAACCGCGCUUCGCUAUGUAUCUCAACCAGUUGACUUGGAGGCCCCCGAAUACGCCAUGAAACUGUGGGGGUCGGCAAUCCUCCUCGAAUUGUCGCCUCCUACUGCGGAGAAACCCAAGCAGUGGUCGGUGGAGGUUCCGCUACACCUCCGCUACCUUGCGCCCUCUCAGGGCGGCUACCAAGACAUCGACAUUCCGUAUCCAGCCGUAUUCUGGGCCUGUGAAGCGGUGGAAGGCACACAGUUUGCCACUAAUCCGUUCGAUCAAGCCAGUUUGGGGUACGAUGGCUUCUUUGAACCCAGUACCGCUUUCUGGCAUGUUGACCCUCGCCCGAGCACUGGGGAGCAACUGAUCAAUAGGGUCACCGUCCCAGUCCUGGACCUCGACAAGUCUAAAUGGGUCAAUCGUGGCACUGCUGCUGCUAUUAUCAUAGGGUUUGCCUGGAUUGUCUGGAAACUCCUGCCCGGACUUGCAAGGCCGAACAAUAAGGGCGAAGCCGCGAGGCCAGCCAAUACCGAAAACAAGAAGAUGCGAUAGGCAUAUCUGAAAUUGGCCCGCAUUGUCGGCCAAAACAGCUGGGAUAUUCCUCAAGUUUGUACAGGAAACGGCGCAUGAGCAGCAUCUCUCAAAGGUGUGAUUAUCGAUGUCCCGCGGGAUGACUUGCCCCGCCCGUCAUGUAUGUUACCCGUUGCGGAAGAUUUUUGCUUUCGCAAGCUUAGAAUGGACUCAAUUGGAGGGUUUGCCAGGGGGUCGAGUUGUCCUUUGGACACA
Phialemonium atrogriseum is the source of this 1961-nucleotide messenger RNA. Its product is annotated as protease B nonderepressible form. NCBI's taxonomy places the organism in Eukaryota, Fungi, Ascomycota, Sordariomycetes, Cephalothecales, Cephalothecaceae. Gene Ontology annotation, cellular component: glycosylphosphatidylinositol-mannosyltransferase I complex; endoplasmic reticulum membrane. The record is from RefSeq and is a predicted model, not a curated record. Gene Ontology annotation, biological process: GPI anchor biosynthetic process. The transcript has 3 exons. Gene Ontology annotation, molecular function: mannosyltransferase activity. The coding region runs from base 231 to 1727 and encodes 498 amino acids.